Molecule: messenger RNA, 4806 nt
Organism: Punica granatum (pomegranate)
Lineage: Eukaryota; Viridiplantae; Streptophyta; Magnoliopsida; Myrtales; Lythraceae
Source: RefSeq, a predicted model, not a curated record
GUUUGAUUAUAUGUUCAGGUCCUAGAUUUCGGCUAACUUCAGUUAUAUAAGUCAUACACCAGUGAGCUUUCACUUAGUAGGCUCUCCACAGGGAAAGCCGAAACCCGGGACUCCAAGAUGGCUCUCCUCCGGAGCUUCUCUGGUAUGUUUUCAUGGAUGUGUGAUGGAGAGGAAUUCAAUCUGGGCUCUUCCUGCAGUCAGAGAAGCAUACUGGAAGCGGUAAAUCUGCUGUUCAUCUCGGCUUUCUUCGUCUCACUUCUCAGGACUGCCAUCAAGAAACAGUCCAGGAUCGAUGAGAUUAACUACAAGAGGGAUUGGGUAUCCGUUCUAGUCUCCAUCUUGUGUGCUCUCAUCAGCCUGCCAAUCUUCGGUCUCUCCCUGUGGACUCUGAUAUCGGAAAAGACUGACCGCACAGGUCUCUCCAGCUGGUUGCUCUGCUUUCUCAAAGGGCUCUCAUGGGCUUCCCUGAGCCUUUCCUUGGUUGUCGUCCGAAGAACCAAAUGGAUGAAAGCUCUUUGUACUGUUUGGUGGUUUUCAUUCUCUUUUCUCAUCACUGCUCUGAACAUCGAGACAUUAUUGAACAGCCAAAGUUUUGGAAUUCUCGACUCUAUCUCUUGGCCCGUGUGCUUUCUUCUUCUUGUUUGUGCUUUCCGGAAUUAUACAAUUCCCAUCCAUCAACCUGCCCUCGACCCAAAACUCUCCGAACCUUUGCUGGUCUCUGAACCCGAAGGGAGAAAAUCAGAAUUGGGUUAUGCUAGUUUUCUCAGCAAGCUGGUGUUCUGUUGGGUUAACCCUUUUCUAAAGUCCGGUUACUUGAAACCGCUCGAGUUCGAGGAUAUCCCUAAUCUUGUCUCUGAAGAUGAAGCCAAUCUUACAUACCAGAACUUUGCUCGAACUUGGAAUUCACUUACGAAAGAAGGAAGUUCAACAUCAGAAACCAAUAUGGGCAACUUGGUCAUCAAGGCCAUAAUAAGAGUUCACUUGAAAGAGAACAUCCUCAUAGGUUUCUAUGCAUUUCUCCGAACAAUCUCCCUUGCAGUUUCUCCUCUAAUUCUAUAUGCGUUCAUUAAUUAUUCAAGUCAGGAUGAGGAAGAGAAUAAUCUCUCUCAGGGAUUUAUCAUAGUUGGGUGUUUGAUUGUUUCGAAGUUAGUAGAGUCCUUGUCUCAGAGGCACUGGUUCUUUGGAUCCAGAAGGUCUGGGAUGAGGAUGAGGUCAGCCCUAAUGGCUGCUCUCUACGAGAAGCAGCUGAAGCUCUCAAGCUUGGGAAGGAGGAGGCACUCCACUGGAGAGAUUGUAAAUUACAUUGCUGUGGACGCGUAUCGGAUGGGAGAGUUCCCCUGGUGGUUCCAUUCAAUAUGGAGCUUCACCUUCCAACUUUUCUUAUCGAUUGGAAUACUCUUCCUAGUCAUCGGGAUUGGAGCCCUACCAGGUCUGGUCCCACUCUUCAUCUUUGGGCUACUGAAUGUUCCGUUUGCGAAGGUUCUGCAGAACUGCCAGACAAAGUUCAUGAAUGCGCAAGAUGAGAGACUCAGAGCCACUUCAGAGAUACUCAACAACGUGAAGAUCAUAAAGCUCCAAUCUUGGGAGGAGAAGUUCAAGAAGUCAAUCGACUCGAGAAGGGAUGAGGAGUUCAAGUGGUUAACAGAAUCACAGCUCAAAAGAGCCUAUGGGACUGCGCUCUAUUGGAUGUCCCCAACGGUGAUAUCCUCGGUUAUCUUCCUUGGAUGUGUCCUCCUAGGAAGCGCCCCAUUGGAUGCUGGGACGAUUUUCACGGUCCUAGCUACUCUACGGGUCAUUGCAGAGCCUGUAAGGAUGAUCCCUGAGGCCCUAUCAGCUUUAAUCCAAGUCAAAGUCUCAUUUGAUCGGAUUAACACGUUUUUGUUGGACGAUGAGCUGAAGGGUGACAGGAUGAAGAAUAAUAUGUCUUCAAGUUCUGACACGAGUGUGGAGAUAACAUCAGGAAAUUUCACUUGGAACACAGAAUCGGCAUGUUCUACAAUCCGGAACAUUGAUUUUGAAGUCAAAGUUGGGCAGAAGAUCGCAGUUUGUGGGCCUGUUGGGGCUGGGAAGUCAUCCCUCUUGUACGCUAUACUAGGAGAGAUCGUCAAAACUUCCGGAACUGUGAGUGUAAAAGGACCUAUUGCAUAUGUCUCGCAAGCUGCCUGGAUACAGAGCGGUACAGUUCGUGACAACAUACUCUUUGGGAAGCCGAUGGAUGAGGAGAGAUACGAGAAAGCUAUAAAAUCGUGCGCAUUGGAUAAGGAUAUUAGCAUCUUUGAUCACGGAGACCUCACAGAGAUUGGGCAGAGAGGGAUCAACAUGAGUGGAGGACAGAAACAGAGGAUCCAACUCGCACGAGCAGUCUACAAUGAUGCAGAUAUCUAUCUUCUAGACGAUCCUUUUAGCGCAGUGGAUGCUCACACAGCUGCUGCAUUGUUCAAGGACUGUGUCAUGUCUGCACUAGCAGAGAAGACUGUCAUUCUGGUGACUCAUCAAGUGGAAUUCCUUUCUGAAGUCGAUCGGAUUAUGGUCAUGGAAGGAGGGGAGAUCACACAUUCCGGGAGCUACCAGGAGUUAUUCACUGCAGGAACCACAUUCGAACAGCUCGUGAACGCUCAUAAAGAAGCAAUAACAACAUUAGAACCUGCAAAUAACUCAGAAAUGAAAGAGAAGCUUUAUCAUCAGCCACCUCCUAAAGUGACUAAGAACGAGGGUGGGGACGAGAUUUCUGACAAGGGCCUGCAGGGGGUGGGACCACAGUUGACGGAGGAAGAAGAGACGGAGAUUGGAGAUGUUGGGUUGAAGCCAUUCUUUGACUACUUCCAAGUCUCGAGGGCGGCAGUCCUUUUACUACUGGCGACAGCUGCUCAAUUUGCAUUUGUCGUGUUUCAGGCUGCGGCUACUUACUGGCUUGCCGUGGCGAUUCAAUUUCCCGAUAUGAAGAGUAAUAUUAUAAUUGGGGUGUAUACCGGGAUUUCAACUCUCAGCGCGGUCUUUGUGUAUCUGAGGUCAUUCAUUGCAGCCCAUAUGGGAUUGAGGGCCUCAAAGGCCUUCUUCUCGGGCUUCAAUAACGCAAUCUUCAGGGCCCCGAUGCUCUUCUUUGACUCCACUCCAGUAGGGAGAAUCCUGACCCGGGCUUCCUCCGACUUGAGCGUUUUGGACUUUGACAUACCCUUCACUAUCAUCUUCAUCAUAUCUUCCGGUCUGGAGCUUAUUGGUACAAUCGCGAUCAUGGCAUUGGUCACGUGGCAAGUCCUGAUCGUCGCAAUCCUGGCUGGCAUAGCAUCAAAGUACGUUCAGGAUUAUUACUUGGCCUCAGCCAGGGAACUGAUGAGGAUCAAUGGGACAACAAAGGCCCCUGUGAUGAGUUACACGGCUGAGACAUCCCUAGGGGCAGUAACUGUCCGAGCUUUCAACAUGGUAGACCGAUUUUUUGGCAAUUUUCUGAACCUGAUAGAUAAGGAUGCAAAGCUCUUUUUCCACUCAAAUGCCGUGAUGGAGUGGCUGAUUCUGAGGAUUGAAGCUCUUCAGUAUGUGACACUAUGCACAGCAGCAGUCUUCCUGGUUUUGCUUCCUAAAGGAAAUGUAACCACAGGGCUCGUGGGACUCUCUCUUUCCUAUGCACUCUCGUUGACAAAUACGCAAGUCUUUUGGACCCGGUGGUAUUGCUACUUAUCAAACUACAUAGUUUCUGUUGAGCGGAUCAAACAGUUCAUGCACAUUCCAUCUGAGCCCGAAGCAAUUGUGGAGGAUCACAGACCUUCUUUGUGGCCUUCAAAGGGUAGGAUUGAGCUUGAAGACCUGAAGCUCCGUUAUCGUCCAAACGCGCCUUUGGUUCUGAAGGGAAUCUCGUGCAUAUUCAAGGAAGGGAGUCGAGUGGGAGUUGUAGGUAGGACAGGAAGUGGGAAGACAACCCUGAUAAGCGCUUUGUUCCGAUUAGUGGAUCCUGCGAGUGGGCGAAUAUGUGUUGACGGGAUCGAUAUUACUUCGAUUGGAUUGAAGGACUUGAGAAUGAAAUUGAGUAUAAUCCCUCAGGAGCCGACUCUCUUCAGGGGGAGUGUUAGGACUAACAUGGAUCCUCUAGGACUCUCCUCCGACCAUGAGAUCUGGGAGGCUUUAGAAAAGUGUCAGCUGAAAGCAACAAUCAGCACCCUUCCCAAUCAGCUGGAUGCUUCUGUGAGCGACGAGGGGGAGAACUGGAGCGUGGGGCAAAGGCAGCUGUUCUGCCUUGGGAGAGUGCUCUUGAGAAAGAACAGAAUCCUAGUCCUGGAUGAAGCAACCGCCUCAAUUGAUUCCGCCACUGAUGCAGUCCUUCAAAGAGUAAUCCGCCAGGACUUCUUGGAGUGCACGGUUAUCACGGUUGCUCAUAGGGUCCCGACUGUCAUAGACAGCGACAUGGUCAUGGUCCUCUCUUUCGGAAGAAUGGUGGAAUAUGAUGAACCUUGGAAGCUUAUGGAAAGCAAUUCCUACUUCUCCAAGCUUGUGGAGGAAUACUGGUCAAGUUGCCGAAAGAAUUUUCCACCAAAAGCAUAGUCAAAUAGCACUACAAAUCAGUCUGAUGGAAAAGAAGAAAAAUAAAUUGCACGCGUGGUCCUCAUAUAUUAGGCAUUGCAAUAAAUUAUUACCUCAAUGUCAUAAUAUAACAUUUAUGAUAAAUGCAUGUGAUUGUACGGAACAGCCGUCAGAUAUGCGAGUAAUUAGUAUGUCAGGUCGUGCCAAUUUAUGUGCAACAACUCAUUUUUACGAUUCACGGGAGCUGUCCAGCUAUACACGAGAGUGUUAAUUCGACAUUCAAAAUUUACCAAA